CCAUUAUAAUUUUUAGUCUUUUCUUACAGUAAGAUGAAGAGACUAGACCAGUCGUUGCUUCAUUCAGCAAGCUGUUAUUGUUUCCUUUGAAUAAAAAUUGUUACUUUUUCAUUUUUAUUUUUAUUUUUAGUUUCUUUAAGCUUUGUUGUUACUUUUGAGGGGAAGAUACAAGUUUUAAUGGGGGAUGCAUGGAUGAGGGAAGCCGAAGAAGCAUUGAAGUUGGUGGAAGACAUAGAAAACAGAGUAAACAACAAGAACCCAUCUCUGAAACCCCAUGAAAAUUGUGUUAUAGACAUUUCUUCUCGUUCCAAGCUUUUGGAAUCUGGGAUCAAAAUUGAUAGACUUGAAUCACUUCUUAGAAACCCUCCUUCGAAACCAAUUUUAACGGAUGAAGAUAUCGAUUAUCGAUGGAAGAUGUUGUCGGAUAUGCGGCUAAGAACCAAAGCAUUGGCUCUUAGCCUGUCUGCCUUACCAACUUCGAGCAGGCCUGGAAGCUUAACUCAUGGAAACAACAACGAACUGAAAAAAAUGAUCGGCGACUGUGUACAAGAUCAAACAAAAACAUUACCGUCUGAAGAGGAACAAGAGCUUUUACGACCGCUUAUUGCUAAUGAUGUAUCAAUUCCCAGCCAAGUGCAGAUGAAACGAUGCAGUACCUCAACUUCACUGAGUUUGCUCCAGAAGGUUUUCUGGAUCUUCGGUGCAAUACUAGGACUAGCUGCACUUAUAUUUAUCUUAAUUGUUAUCUGUGCAGUCAUAUAAUCUAAUACAUUGUAUAGCCUUUUCGAUUUUAAGCAGCAAUUUGUCAUC
Molecule: messenger RNA, 810 nt
Organism: Hibiscus syriacus
Lineage: Eukaryota; Viridiplantae; Streptophyta; Magnoliopsida; Malvales; Malvaceae
Exons: 7
Coding region: 178-762 (194 amino acids)
Source: RefSeq, a predicted model, not a curated record